This is a messenger RNA of Colletotrichum chrysophilum, 1524 nucleotides long. RefSeq lists its product as uncharacterized. Gene Ontology annotation, molecular function: catalytic activity. The record is from RefSeq and is a predicted model, not a curated record. The coding region runs from base 1 to 1524 and encodes 507 amino acids. NCBI's taxonomy places the organism in Eukaryota, Fungi, Ascomycota, Sordariomycetes, Glomerellales, Glomerellaceae. The transcript is spliced from 3 exons.
AUGUCUGUCUUCUCUUUGAACGUCGACAAGACAAACCCCGUCACGGCGGAAGUUCUUGACGAUAGCCUCAACGCGCUGGGCGUUACUCUGAAAAAUGAUGAAAAGGAUGAGUACCAAAAGUUGCUUGCGGUAUUCCACGAAUCUGUUGUCGGAAUCAUGUCUCUUCCUGCGUGGGCGUGGAAAUGUCGCAUUGAGGACCAGCAGAAGAAAGGAGGACUUCUUGUUGGAAAGAAGAUUGCGGUGAAGGACAAUAUAGCCGUAAAGGGUGUUCCGAUGCUUAUGGGCACCGACUUCGUGAAAGAUUACGUCCCUAACACCGAUGCGACUAUCGUUACAAGACUUCUCGAGGCCGGAGCCAUUAUUACUGGCAAGUCAGUCUGCGAGAACAUGUGUCACUCAGCCACAAGUAGCUCAUCAUCAACCGGUCAUGUACACAACCCCUACGCCAAAGGCUACAGCAGUGGAGGAAGCUCGAGCGGCUCUGGAGCUCUGGUAGCCAAUGGCGAUGUUGACAUGGCUCUGGGCGCAGACCAAGGAGGUUCAAUUCGUGUGCCUGCCGGCUGGUGUGGUAUCUACGGUCUCAAGCCUACCUUUGGGCUUGUCCCUUACACGUCUUGUGGCUCUAACGAGCCGACGAAUGAUCACGUCGGGCCCAUGACGCGAACCCUACUCGACAAUGCUCUGAUGCUACAAGCCAUCGCCGGAAAUGACAAUAUCGACGAUCGGUCUUUUGCAGCACCUUCACCAGAUAAAGUCCCCAAUUACUACGACAACCUAGUUGCAUUUCAAAAUCCGGCAGACCUGUCUGGUGUCAAAGUCGGUGUCCUGGUCGAGGGCAUGAACCAACCCUCAGUUGAACCUCGUGUCAAAGCCUGUGUGGAAGCAGCGAUCCAAGGACUACGUGACCUCGGCGCAACCGUCGAAGAAGUCUCAGUACCGUUCCAUUCUCAAGGCGCAGCAGUGUGGACGGCCAUCAGCAAGGCUGGAGGAUAUCUCGCCAAGCGAAAUCUCAACUUUGGUAGAAGAGGCCAUGUGAUGACAGACCUCACCGAGAAGUUCCAAAACCUCACCCAAGAGCAAUGGGACAACGCCUACGUCUCGUCCAAGAACAUAUACCUGAACGGGGUUUACGCGCAAAAGGCGUUUCCCGGUCUGUUGGGGAAGGCAACGAACUUGAGCAGGAAGCUCCGAGACGAUUAUGACGCGGCACUCAAGAAGUAUGACGUGCUGGUUGCGCCCAACCUGCCCUACAUCGCCAACUCGCAUACCCCGUAUGAUGCAUCGCCGCUAGAGAAGAUCGGGAAACAAGUAGGGUUGACUGCGAACACUGCUCCGUUUGAUCAGUCAGGACACCCGGUGCUAGCCAUGCCUAUAGGCAUGCUCACCAUCGAGGAAGGCCCGCUGAAGGGCUCCGGCACCAAGCUGCCGGUGAGCAUGCAGGUCAUUGGGAAAUGGUGGCAUGAAGACGAUGUUUAUCGGGUUGCAUACGCUUGGAGUUUGAAGAAUGACUGGAAGACCAGAUAA